Molecule: messenger RNA, 909 nt
Organism: Acanthosepion pharaonis
Lineage: Eukaryota; Metazoa; Mollusca; Cephalopoda; Sepiida; Sepiidae
Source: the annotation of a GenBank genome assembly
AUGUUUCUUCAUGAUGGCUGCAAGUUUUGUGACAGGAUUGAACACCCUCCACUCCUUUUUUUUAAAAAUCGUGUCUUGAAAACUACUUCCGGUUUUCUGUUUCUUACUUUUCUGACGUUCUUUUACUCAGCUGAUCUGCAACAAUGUUUUUAUAUGAGACCACAAAUUUGUGCAGAAUUGGAGGACUUGGCAAAACAUGGAAUUACUUUACCACCCAACAUGCAAGGCCUGACAGAUGAGCAAAUUGUUGAAUUGAAGCUAAAGGAUGAAUGGGCUGAGAAAUGUCGACCAAGUGGUGGCCAUAUUGAGAAAAAAGAUGAAAUUGGGCGGAGAAAUGGAAUGGCACCCAAUCAACAAAUGGCAGAUGUAUUGAUGAAAAGUUCCAAAGAAGUCAAAGAUAUGAUUUCCAAAAAAAAGAUUGAUACUGAUAUUUGUGUCAAUCAAAAAACUGUGAAAGAUGCUUUGGACAUUCUUCGUGGAGCUGUAAUGAUUGUCUACCCCAUGGGACUGCCUCCUCAUGAACCAGUGAAAAUGGAGCUGGAAAAUAAAGAAGAUCUAUCAGGAACUCAGGCUUCCUUAGAAGUGAUUCCUAUUGAGAGUGCUGCCCUCUGGUGGGCAGGAAAGCAGUUGUUGCAUGGUAAAAAGCUGAGUGAUUUUGUUGGCAAGAAUGAGAAAACAAAAAUUGUUGCUAAACUUCAGAAGCUUGGUCAGGGUGCCCCUAGUCGAGAACCUAUUAUCAGUGAAGAUGAACAGAAACAAAUGAUGGCUUACUAUUACAGGAAACAAGAAGAGUCCAAGAAAUUGUCAUCUGAUACAGAUGACUCUUAUUUAGAUGCCAAAUGGGCCGAUAAUCAUACACUGAAAAAACAAUUCCAGGGUCUUACUGAGAUCAAAUGGGGGCCACGGUGA